AUGUCUAUGGAUAGUGAUUUUACUUUAAGGGAUAAGCAAAUAUCCACAAUUGAGAAAAUGCUUCUUUUCAACUCGGAAAAUCGAAAUUCUGAUGUUACUGCCAGUAUUGAUGAUAGUGAAAUGAUUUGGAAGGUUUUGGUUUUGGAUACCAAGACUACUGCAAUCAUCUCCUCAAUUUUACGCGUAAAUGACUUACUAAAGUCCGGUGUUACUGUUCAUUCCCUUAUAAAACAACAAAGAUCACCACUACCCGAUGUUCCAGUCGUUUAUUUUGUCCAACCAACUGAGGAGAAUAUUGACUUAAUUGUGGAAGAUUUGAACAAGAAUAUGUAUUCGGAAUACUAUAUUAAUUUCUCGUCAUCUUUGAAACGAGAACUCUUGGAAGACUUGGCAAAGAAGGUUGCAACUAUAUCAAAAUCAUCGCGGAUUAAGCAGGUUUAUGAUCAAUAUACUGAAUUUGUUGUCACGGAGCCGGAACUAUUCUCUCUGGAUUUAAAUGGAACAUACGCCCUAAUUAACAAUCCACAAUCUAGCGAGGAUGCUAUUAUGCAAUUGUGUGAGAAAAUUGCUGAUGGGCUUUUUAACGUUAUAUUGACAGUAGGCAACAUUCCUGUGAUACGUGCUCCAAGAGGUGGACCCGCCGAAAUGGUUGCGCAGAAGUUAGAAUCUAAAUUGCGCGACUACGUUAUUAGCACUAGAUCUAACAAUUCGAACAACGCUUUGGAAAGGUUUUUACUGUUGAUCCUUGAUAGAAACAUUGACCUGCCAACUAUGCUUGCCCAUUCAUGGAUUUAUCAGUGUUUAGUAUUUGAUGUCUUUAAGUUGUCAAGAAACACCAUAAGUGUACCAAGUACGGAUUCACAAGGUCAAGUCACCUACAAGAAAAUGGAUAUCGAGCCUAAAGAUUUCUUUUGGAAUUCAAAUGCUCAUCUACCGUUCCCAGAUGCGGUUGAGAAUGUUGAAUCUGCUUUGUCGGAGUAUAAAUUAGAAGCUGAAGAAAUUACCAAAAAGACUGGCGUGAAUAAUAUUGAUGAUUUGGAUCCCAAUUCUCACAAUGAUACCUUGCAAAUACAGGAGGCCGUUGACAAAUUGCCUCAGCUAACUGCUAAAAAGAACAUUAUUGAUACCCACAUGAAUGUCUUGGCGGCGUUAUUGAAGGAACUAGAAAACAAGGGAUUGGAUUCUUUCUUUGAACUUGAACAAAUGACAGACUCAACGAAAUUCAGACAAUCAUAUCUAGAAAUAUUAAAGGAUGGAAGGACAAACAACUUGGAAGAUAAAUUCCGUACUCUCAUAAUACUAUAUUUGACAGCAGCGGAUGCACUUCCAAAUGAUUUUAUAAAACAAGUGGUAGAUUACUUCACUUCGAACAAUUAUGACAUAAAGGCUUUAAAUUAUGUCUACAAAUUAAGAGAUAUAAUGAAACUAUCUAAUAUGCCAUUAAAAGCCGAAAAUGGUACACAUGUUCACAAUACAGGAUCUAUUGGUGGGAAUUCUGCGCAACUUUUGUCUGGGUUAUCGAACAAGUUUUUAGGAUUGACAGAAGGGAAGAUUCAGGGCGGUGUAGGAUCUUUGAUAUCAGGUAUAAAAAAACUGCUUCCAGAAAAGAAGGCGACACCAGUCACAAACGUUUUGGCUUCUCUAAUGGACCCAUUGAACAGCUCACAAAGUAAUUUAGAGGUUACCGAUGAUUACUUAUAUUUCGAUCCUCGCGUUAUGAGAGGUUCCCAUUCACAAAAACCGAAGAGACAAUCUUAUAAUAAAUCAUUAGUUUUCGUCGUCGGAGGUGGGAAUUAUGUUGAAUAUCAAAACUUGCAGGAGUGGGCUCAUCAACAAGGCAACUCAAAGAAGAUUGUAUAUGGUAGCACAUCAAUAACUACUCCAAGUGACUUCCUAAAGGAAUUCGAGCAAAUUAGUUGA
This is a messenger RNA of Eremothecium sinecaudum, 1920 nucleotides long. RefSeq names its product syntaxin-binding protein (gene SLY1). The coding region runs from base 1 to 1920 and encodes 639 amino acids. Gene Ontology annotation, biological process: intracellular protein transport; endoplasmic reticulum to Golgi vesicle-mediated transport. Gene Ontology annotation, cellular component: cytosol; Golgi membrane. The transcript is spliced from 2 exons. Gene Ontology annotation, molecular function: syntaxin binding. The record is from RefSeq and is a predicted model, not a curated record. NCBI's taxonomy places the organism in Eukaryota, Fungi, Ascomycota, Saccharomycetes, Saccharomycetales, Saccharomycetaceae.